This is a messenger RNA of Adineta ricciae, 1590 nucleotides long. The record is from the annotation of a GenBank genome assembly. NCBI's taxonomy places the organism in Eukaryota, Metazoa, Rotifera, Eurotatoria, Adinetida, Adinetidae.
AUGACACGAAGAAGUGUAGCUAUUAUUGGUGCAGGCCCAUCGGGUCUGGUCGCAGGUAAAGUUCUUGUCGAAGAUGGUUUCGAUGUAACGAUAUUUGAUCGGCAAAAAACUCUCGGUGGUAUUUGGUCUCCAGAUGGCGCCUAUGCUAACUUGUGCAGUCAACAAUUAGCCGGUUUUAUGGAAUUUUCAGAUUUGCCCGAUCUUGAAGCUAAAGAGAAUGCUCCUUGGCAAGAUAUCCAUCGUUACUUGAAGAGAUUUGCAGAAAAGUUCGAUUUAGUCAAACGAAUUCGAUUUCAAAGUACUGUCACAUCGAUCGAUAAGAAUAAUUUAAGGGAUCCAACGCUUCCAUGGACUGUCAAAAUUGAAACAGCUGAUCAACAACAUCAAACAUUACAAUUUCACUUAGUCGUCGUAGCUAAUGGUCUCUUUUCCACGCCUUUCCAGCCCCAUUUUCUUGGUCAGAACAAAUUUGCCGGUCCGAUUGUUCAUGCCAAUAACAUCAAAACGCACGAACAAUUGAUGGAUAAACGUGUUGUGGUUAUUGGUGGCGGUAAAGCUGCUAUUGAUUUCGCUUCAUUAGCUGGAAAGUACGCACUUUCAUGCCAUUUGGUCAUUCGUCGUCCUCAUUGGUUCGUUCCGGAAUCGCCUUUUAGCGAUCGUUUACCGGCAAAAUAUGCAUACUCACGAUUUAUGACGGCUAUUUUAUAUCCAUUCCCAUAUGCACCACACACUCCUCUGUUCUACUUCUUUCGUUGGCUGUUCUCUUCGGUACUCAGAAAUAUAUUGAAAACUAUCUCCAAUCAGAUGGUAUCAACGUUGAAAUCUGAUGUGUACCAAGAUGAAAAGUUCAUUCCAAAGAGUUCGUUUCAUACAUCUGAGAAUAGCGUUCGUAUGACAAAAGAAUUCGCUCAAUUGAUUCGUGACGGUCGAAUUGUACGAAAACUGGCAUCUAUUGAUGAAAUUAUCGAUAGUACGACCAUUCACCUCAGUUCAAAUGAAUUCCUACAAGCAGAUAUGAUUAUCUGUGCUACAGGUUAUUUGGAAAAUUUUCCCUUUCUUUCUCGAACAUUUCAUCGUGCACUUGGUCAAGACAACACCGAUGAAAGUGUUGAUCUUGAUCUCUAUCGUCGUAUAGUUCCUGUUGGAAUUCCGAAUAUUGCCUUUAUUGGUUUACCAGCUAGUUUAAAUACAUGGAUGUUUUUCGAAGUGCAAUCCCAUUGGACGUCUGAUUAUUUUCUCGGUCGGAUUCGAUUGCCAGAAACGGAAAAGGAAAUGUUCGAAGAAAUUCAAACAACACGAAAUUUCAUUCGCCGGUUAUUCAAUCGAAAAUCUUACUAUUUUCAAUAUUACUGGUUAGAACCAAUUGAAAUUUAUCUGCAAGACAUGGGUGUGUCAUUGCAUCGAACCAGUAAUUGGAUAUCAGAGUACUUUGGAGCUUAUCGACCGAAACGUCUGGCUAAUUUACACGAAGAACGACGUUACCGGUAUCGUCAUUGGUAUUGGAGUUUUACACGAACGAUUUUUGUCCUUAUUUUGUUUCUCAUACUGGUUUGCUUUUUCAUUACAUCAUAUCGAGGAUAUCAAAGUUAA